Molecule: messenger RNA, 1973 nt
Organism: Cuscuta campestris
Lineage: Eukaryota; Viridiplantae; Streptophyta; Magnoliopsida; Solanales; Convolvulaceae
Source: the annotation of a GenBank genome assembly
CUAAUAUUCCAGCGUGGUUUCUUUUUAGGUAGAUUAGUUUUUGCCAUGCCAAUGUUUUCUCGUUCUUUGAUACAUGUGAUCCAUCACCCAGACCAGCACACGCGAUAUACUUUUUGUUGGGUUUGACAGCACAAUGUCUUCAGGAUUACGAUUCCCGACCAACUUGUUUGGUCAUCCAACCGAUGAUCUAAUAAUUGAUUUAAACUCAGAACUUUCACAAUGGGGCACUGAACCUACAAAAUCAAUUCUGAAGAUUUCAUUUGGGCAUUUUCCAUUGUCCUUUUCUACUGCAGCGUCUUCUGGGAGCACUUUGAAGAAUGUAUUUAUGGACCAAUCUUUGUCCGUAUACUUGUGUGGGCAUCUGCACACAACAUUUGGGAAAAACUUAAAAUGGCUUCAUCACCUCCAUGAAAGGCAUAAAAACCCAACUGUGGAGAAAGCCAAUGAAGUUCAUGAUUUUUGGGAGUGGGAAAUGGGGGAUUGGAAAAAGAACAGAGCAAUGCGGAUCUUGGCUGUUGAUAGAGGAUGCAUUUCUUUCACAGAUUUAGACCUCAGAUUGGGUGUGAAGGGAAGAGCUAUUAUAUUGCCUACAUUCCCACUUGACUCUCGUUUUAUUACUGACAAGUUACUGCCAGUGGGUCCCACAUUCUCCAGCCAUAUCAGAGCUCUUGUGUUUUCAUCUUUGCAAAUAAUUUCGGUCGUGGCAAGGAUUUACGACUCGAAGCUCAGAAAUCUCAUUUUGGUAUCAGAGUCUCUAAUGGAGAAAAAUGGAAAUUGCUCCUCAUCAAGGGGGGAUCUUUAUACUUCUCUGUGGGAUUUCAAAGCCUUUGAAGACCCAUCACCUGACCGAUUCUUGUUGCAAAUUGAGGCUGUCGAUAUCAGAGGAAGAUCGUCUUUCAGUGAAUUACGGCCAUUCUCUGUUGGUGGUCAACGUGCUAUGCUCACACAUAAUUGGAAAGAAUUUAUUGUCAUGAGUUGUCAAUGGGAUGCUUUAUACUACCCAUUAUUGUGGUCCUUAUGUGGGAUCAUUCUCUCGAUUCCUCUUGUUCCAAAAAUCAUAUUAUCAUUUUCUAGACAGCACCAAUGGACCUAUAAUAAGAAUUUCUAUAAUAACAGAGGACUAACAUGUUAUGCAAGAUGGAUUAUGAUGGAAUUAUGCAGUGUUCAACAAGUAUGGUGUGGUGUGAUUGGUUAUUUGUUUUACCUCAUAUUAUGCCCUUGGCUUUGUGGUCAAAGUCUCGCUGAAGGAGAAAGGGGAUACAUGACCUACAGAGGUUGGGCAUUUAAGUCUUCCACAAAGGAAAAAACACACUCUGUAGGGUUUCCGGAUGUAAUGGUGGUUGUUAUCCCACAUCUUUGUUUUGUGGUUUUGCCUGUUCUUUCUGUAAUUGGAGCACUGGUUGCUGAAGCAGGUAUGCACCGAGAUAGUUUGCGGUUGCUUUCGGGUAAAAAAGAGGACGAAUCUGAUGCAAAGAAGGGGUCUGAUUCAUUGAUCCAUGGAAAAAACUGCAAUUCGAUAAUGGGGCUUCUCUGUGCGCGUUGGAUUAGGAAGCUUCUCCUGGUGCUUUGCAUCAUGAUAUGUUGCAUUCAUUUUCUGAGUUGCAGAGCUCUUUCGAAAGCGUACGAGAUGAACCCAUUCAUCCAUUUUCCGAUGUAUAGUGUGGCAGUCCCGCUGUUGCUGGUGAAUGCAAUCUACAGAACAAGCAAGGCCGGCCGGGGUGCGUAGCUUAGAUAACAAAGAAGAGAUGUAAGAGUGUUAAUGCCCGGAUUCAACUGCUGGCAGUGGACAUUUUUUUUAUACUUAUUCAUACCUCUUGCACAGACAUGUAAAUAACUUUGGCCACAAUUGUUAGUUGGAUUCAUACAUUAUCUUGUGACCUUAUUUUAACAUUUGCUUUAUCUCAACACCCAUACUUUCCUGCAUCUAUGUAAGUAAUACUCUGUCUGUCUAGAAAUGAAUUUCUCAUUUCGAU